This is a messenger RNA of Hordeum vulgare subsp. vulgare (domesticated barley), 1534 nucleotides long. Its product is annotated as zinc transporter 6. Lineage: Eukaryota; Viridiplantae; Streptophyta; Magnoliopsida; Poales; Poaceae. Gene Ontology annotation, cellular component: plasma membrane. Gene Ontology annotation, molecular function: zinc ion transmembrane transporter activity. The record is from RefSeq and is a predicted model, not a curated record. Bases 169 to 1377 code for a protein of 402 amino acids. Gene Ontology annotation, biological process: zinc ion transmembrane transport. The transcript is spliced from 2 exons.
CGGCCUCCCCGCGGGCCCACCUCGCGUUGAAACCUCGCUCGUUUCUCUUAACCACUCAUCAAGUCUCACAAGUCCUCGCUUCCGUCUCCUACCGCCCGCCGACGGAACCCCGUCGCCGUCGCUGGCGUGCGCGGGCGCGAUACUUCGCCGAGCACCUCGCGCGCCGCCAUGUCCGGCAGGGGGUGCCUCCCGGCGGGCGAGCUCGCCGCGCUGUCCAGGGUCUGCCGCGACGGGGCCGCAGCGGCGCGGCUCAAGACGGGCUCCCUGCUCGCAAUCCUCAUAGCCAGCGCCGUCGGCGUCUGCCUCCCCGUCGCGCUCACCAGGGCCUUCCGCGGACGGGACGGGUACGCGCGGGGCCUGCUCCUCGUCAAGUGCUACGCGGCCGGGGUCAUCCUCUCCACUUCCCUCGUCCACGUCCUCCCGGACGCCUACGCGGCGCUCGCCGACUGCGCCGUCGCGUCGCGCAGACCCUGGAGGGACUUCCCCUUCGCGGGGCUCCUCUGCCUCGUCGGCGCGCUGCUCGCGCUCCUCGUCGACCUCUCCGCCUCGUCGCACCUCGAAGCGCACGGCCUCCACCAGCAGCCGCAGCAGCAGGAGGGCCAGCCCUACGCCCCAAUCCCCACCACCAAGAAGGCCCCCGUCUUCGAGCUCACCGGAGAAAUGAGCCCUAGGAAACGCGCUUUCCUGGACGAGAGUGACCGCGACGACCCGGCGCCGCGCGACGACAAGAAUGGCGGCGACCCGGACCGGGACGACGUGGCGCUCUUCGGGCCAAAGAAAGGCGGCCGGUUGCCCCGCAGCGAUGAGCCCCUGGCCCCUAUUGUCGGCUGCCAUGGCGCUGGGCAUGAGGUGGUGGAGGUCGGGGAGGGGGAGGAGGAGGAGGCGAGGAAGAAGCAGAAGAUGGUGUCCAAGGUGCUGGAGAUUGGGAUAGUGUUCCACUCGGUCAUCAUCGGGGUGACCUUGGGGAUGUCGCAGGACGUCUGUGCCAUCCGGCCGCUCGUCGUCGCGCUCUCCUUCCACCAGGUCUUCGAGGGGAUGGGCCUCGGCGGCUGCAUCGCACAGGCUGGUUUCGGAAUGGCAACAGUGGGUUACAUGUGCAUAAUGUUCUCAGUGACAACACCAUUGGGAAUACUUCUUGGGAUGGCUGUCUUCCAUAUGACUGGUUAUGACGAUAGCAGUCCAAACGCCCUAAUAAUUGAAGGCCUUCUUGGUUCACUCUCUGCCGGAAUCCUUGUCUACAUGGCGCUAGUCGACCUCAUUUCUCUUGACUUCUUCCACAACAAGAUGAUGUCGUCAUCUCUGAAACUGAAGAAGGCCUCUUAUAUUGCAUUGGUGCUUGGAUCUGCUUCUAUGUCGAUAUUAGCUCUCUGGGCAUAGGUCAUAGCAAAAUGUGUAGAGGGAUCAUUCUCAGAUUCCAACAUCUGGCAUAGGUUUUGUGAAGUUCAUUGAUGACUGAACAUGUACUUCCCCUAUGUAUAUCUGAAAUGACACGUUAUGGGGAAUUGGAAAUGGAAAUUGACCAAUGCUUCCAUUA